CUCGCAUAAGAAAGCAUAUCAUAUCAACACAAUAAUCCGUAUACAAGGAUGGCACGUGCAAUGCACGUGCCCACAAACUAGUCUCCGAAAGAAUACCCCGUUCGUCGUCGUCGUCGUCGUCGUCCUCCUCCUUCUCCUCCACCUCGCCGCUGCCGCCGCCGCCGCCGCCGCCGCUUUCUUCCUCCGCCUCCUUUCGAUGGGCUACUACAGGCGAGCUUCGUCGCACGCCCUGAGAUCCCUGAAAUGCCCCUCUCUCUUGUCCAGGCUCUCCCCAGCUCCUGCCAAUUUCGACUUGCUCCACCGCCGCCUGAUUGGCGGCGGCGGCGGCGGCGGCGCCUUCUCCUCCCCUAGUUUCGGCUUCAGCCAUGGCUUCUGUUCUCACUCCCGCUCGAAUCUCAAGGAGAGCGCCGUCGACUUGAGCCAGUACCCUCCGGAAAGGAUAAGGAACUUCUCCAUAAUCGCGCACGUCGACCAUGGGAAGUCCACGCUCGCCGACCGUCUCUUGGAGCUCACGGGGACUAUCAAGAAAGGCCAUGGUCAGCCUCAGUACCUCGACAAGCUGCAGGUAGAGAGGGAAAGGGGAAUAACAGUGAAAGCGCAGACGGCGACAAUGUUUUAUAAUUACAACCACGAUGGCCUUAAGGCAGAGGAGGGACAUGAAACUCAAGCCUUUCUACUUAAUCUUGUUGACACACCUGGUCAUGUCGAUUUCAGCUACGAAGUGUCGAGAUCGCUUGCAGCUUGCCAGGGUGUCCUUUUGGUUGUGGAUGCUGCCCAAGGCGUUCAGGCACAAACUGUUGCUAAUUUUUAUCUUGCGUUUGAGUCUGGCCUCACGAUAAUACCUGUAAUAAACAAAAUAGACCAGCCAACUGCUGACCCUGAACGCAUUAAAGCCCAAUUGAUGUCAAUGUUUGAUCUUGACCCGAGUGAUGCUCUUCUGACUUCUGCCAAGACUGGACAAGGUCUUGAGCAAGUGCUACCGGCUGUAAUUCAGCGCAUAGCUCCUCCUCCUGGGAAGAGUAAUUCACCUCUGCGAAUGCUUCUAUUAGAUUCCUACUAUGAUGAAUAUAAAGGAGUGAUCUGCCAUGUGGCUGUAGUUGAUGGUACUGUGCGGAAGGGGGAUAAAAUUUCCUCGGCUGGAACUGGUCAUUCUUAUGAAAUACUGGAUAUAGGUGUUAUGCAUCCUGAACUCACCCCUACUGGAGUCCUUUUAACAGGACAAGUGGGUUAUAUUGUUAGUGGAAUGCGAUCAACCAAAGAAGCGCGGAUAGGAGACACUCUGUAUCACAGCCGAAACACUGUGGAGCCCCUUCCAGGUUUCAAGCCUGCAAAGCACAUGGUUUUCUCUGGUCUUUAUCCAGCAGAUGGUUCCGAUUUUGAGGUACUUAAUCAUGCAAUAGAAAGGCUUACAUGCAACGAUGCCAGCGUCUCAAUUAGCAAAGAAAGUAGUACAGCUCUUGGCCUUGGUUUCAGGUGUGGUUUCCUAGGUUUGCUUCACAUGGAUGUUUUUCAUCAACGGCUUGAACAGGAGUAUGGAGCUCAUGUCAUUUCAACUGUUCCAACUGUGCCAUAUAUUUUUGAGUAUUCUGAUGGAAGCAAAUUAGAAGUUCAGAAUCCUGCCUUGUUGCCGUCAAAUCCCAAAAGUCGGGUGACAGUCUGCUGGGAACCUACGGUUAUAGCUACCAUUAUUAUUCCUAGUGAGUAUGUUGGAUCUGUCAUCACACUUUGCUCUGAGAGGCGAGGUCAGCAGCUGGAAUACUCAUUCAUUGACAGCCAACGGGUCUUUAUGAAGUACCGGUUACCUUUGAGAGAGAUUGUUGUUGACUUUUAUAAUGAACUCAAGAGUUUGACAUCUGGAUAUGCUUCAUUUGACUAUGAGGAUGCAGACUAUCAGCAAUCUGAUUUAGUGAAGCUUGAUAUUCUCUUGAAUGGACAAACUGUUGAUGCCAUGGCGACAAUAGUUCAUACCUUGAAGGCACAGCGUGUUGGCCGUGAAUUGGUUGAGAAGCUGAAGAAAUUUAUAGACAGACAAAUGUUUGAGAUAAUUAUACAAGCUGCAAUUGGAUCAAAGGUCGUUGCAAGGGAGACGAUAUCUGCCAUGAGAAAAAACGUUCUUGCCAAGUGUUAUGGAGGGGAUGUUACGCGCAAGAGAAAGCUUUUGGAGAAGCAAAAGGAAGGAAAGAAGAGAAUGAAACGUGUUGGUUCUGUUGAUAUACCUCAAGAGGCCUUCCAUGAAAUCUUGAAGGUGGUAUAGAGAACCCUUGAAGUUAACUAGAGCAAAUUUACCGUGUUUGGUGUGGCGAACUGCUUUCAGUCUUAGGUUGCCGCUGUGUGAACGCUAGUUUGUGGGAUUGUGGCAUGGAGAAGACAAAAUGCAUGCAAUUUCAACAGCUUCUCUGAGAUGGAAACUGGUGAGGCAAGUCUGUGUUGUUUGCUUGCUGACAAACAUUAUUCCCGAUAUCUCAGAAGGUUUUAACAUGUCCUGAAGGGCAGCAACUUUUCUAUCCCGUGAUUCUACUCCAAGUUCAUUUUUUUGACAGUCAUCUAGCGAGUUUGGUCAGGCAGAGUACUGCAGGGUUAAGUCUUAAAGCACCACCUCUGAGGUGGGCGGGGCAAGUUUGCCAUGAAGUCUUUUCUCUCAUUCUUGUAUCAAUUGUAAUUGUGAUUGGGAAGCAUUUUGGUUCUUUCUACUUCCGUGGAUGGGGCAAUGGUGAAAGUCAAUUUAUUAUAUACCCUGUCCGUGUUACACUUAACAUUUACAUAAAUCUUUGUUAUGUAGAAGGAAUAGACUUAACAGUA
Molecule: messenger RNA, 2799 nt
Organism: Eucalyptus grandis
Lineage: Eukaryota; Viridiplantae; Streptophyta; Magnoliopsida; Myrtales; Myrtaceae
Product: translation factor GUF1 homolog, mitochondrial
Exons: 12
Coding region: 197-2254 (685 amino acids)
Biological process (GO): positive regulation of translation
Cellular component (GO): mitochondrion
Molecular function (GO): GTP binding; mitochondrial ribosome binding; GTPase activity
Source: RefSeq, a predicted model, not a curated record